Molecule: messenger RNA, 996 nt
Organism: Schistosoma intercalatum
Lineage: Eukaryota; Metazoa; Platyhelminthes; Trematoda; Strigeidida; Schistosomatidae
Source: the annotation of a GenBank genome assembly
AUGGAUGUACAAUUAUCGCUUAUGAACUUCAGCGAAAAGUUUUAUGGGAAGUUAUUGGAAGAAAACAAGAUAUGCUUAGACAAACUGGAGAAUACUUUCCUCUCUCCUUUCAAUAUCUAUACUACCCUCGGAAUGGUUCUGUCUGGCAGUGCAUUGAACACAAAAGCUGAGAUAAUGAAAACAAUGCAAUUAUCUGAACGCUUAGAACAUGAUAAAGUUCACAGCGGAAUAAGUGAACUUCUCAAUAACUGUUCAAAACGUGGUGGUGUUAACAUUAUCCUUAGCAGUGGACUUUUUGUUGAACGUGAUGUUAGUAUCAAGCAGCAAUUCGAAAUUCAUUUGAAGACUUACUAUAAUGCAUUGAUAGAACAUAUGACAUUUCAGACGGACAUAGAAUGUGCUCGUAAACGAAUAAACAAGUGGGUUAGUGAACAAACCAACGGAAAGAUCCAACAACUCCUCUCACCUGGGUCCCUAAAAGAAGACACACGGGUUGUAGUGUUAGCUACUACAUAUUUCAAAGGUUUAUGGAAAUCGGCUUUUCCUGUGCGCAACUCUCACGUUGAUAAGUUUUUUCGUCUAGACAGGUCAAAAAUAGACGUAAGGUUUAUGUAUAUUAAUUCCUCAUUCGGCAUGGUCAGCCUGCCACAUUUGAAGUCACGAGCUAUCAAGAUACCUUUCAAGAGUCCUAAAUUCUCAUUAUUGGUCGUUCUUCCAAACACAAAUGACGGAUUACCUGAUUUACUGAAAUCAUUGUGUAAAGACAAAGGAAUUUCAUCAAUUCUUUCUUCUAACUUUAUGGAUACCAGUAUACACUUGUACUUACCGAAGUUCAAACUGAAGGAAGGCAGUGCUAUAAGCCUUGUAGACUAUCUACAGAAAAUGGGAAUGAGAGAGGCUUUUUGUCCAGGAUCAGCUAACUUUACAAACAUGUCUGAAUCAAGUAAUUUUUAUAUAGGAGAUAUACUUCAUAAGGCUAUUCUUGAAUUCUGGUAG